Molecule: messenger RNA, 924 nt
Organism: Chaetomium globosum CBS 148.51
Lineage: Eukaryota; Fungi; Ascomycota; Sordariomycetes; Sordariales; Chaetomiaceae
Exons: 1
Coding region: 1-924 (307 amino acids)
Source: RefSeq, a predicted model, not a curated record
AUGGCAGAAGUCGACGAAACCAGUGUCAUACCUGAAGCAGACGAGCCCCUUUCGUCGUUUGGACUAUCUUUAUCUCCUGGUGAAAUCGACUCCGAAUUCAGAACGCAAAAUGCCUCGCCGGAAGACUUUGAGCGACGCAACGUUAUUGAGCGAACUCAAACGGCGAUCGAUAUCCGAUGCGACCUCAUGGAAGUGUCUCACGGCUGGCUACAGGAAUCGAGAGAUGAUGAGUACGCAACGCUGAUGGUCCUCCGCUUCCGCUUCGACCCUCAAAAGACUUCUCGACGACUGCGUCGUGUCCGGAUCAACAUAGAGUUCCUCUCGUCAUCAGCCGACCGUGACGCGCCCGAGGUUUUUGCCAUUGCCCCGGAAGAGCGCUGGAGUGUGGCGCCCACGGUUGAUCAGGAAGAAGUUGUUCGGGGCGCGGAGCUCCAUGUGGCCGCGUCUGGCAUUCCAUUUGUGGAUGGUGGGGUGAACGCCAAGCUGGAGAAGACCGUCACUCGCGACUUGAGCGAUGCGACAACCGUUACGGGUUCCAUCAAUCUGGGAGAGGGGAGGAACUCGGGCCUAUCGACAUGCGCUGUGUGGACUCUCCUCGAGAAUAGGCGGCGCGAGACCGGAGUGCCAGACACACUCCGGGUCGCUAUUCUCUUGAAGCGAGAGGACGAGGAGCCGUACAAGGCCAUGGUCACAUUGGAGGCCGAGGCGGACCUUGCCACUAAGCUAGGGUCGUUCUUCCGCUUCAGCGCCAAGCAGCCGCUGGAUGAUCCGAUUCUCUUCAAUCCGCGAUGGGAGCCUAAGAAACCACGGAAGGGGCGAAGCCGGGACGUUGAGAAUAUUGGCGAUAUGGAUUUAUAUUCUCGUUGCGAGGUGCGGGUGGCGCCCGAGGUCUUUUUUUUAAGAGGCCGUCACGAGCUACCGUAG